UUUACUUUCUCCUUUCCUUUUUAAAGGAAAAGAUAGAGUGUUUAAUACUCCAUUGUGUGAACAAGGAAUUGUGGGAUUUGGAAUCGGAAUUGCAGUCACCGGUGCUACCGCAAUUGCCGAGAUUCAGUUUGCAGAUUACAUUUUCCCGGCUUUUGACCAGAUUGUCAAUGAAGCUGCCAAGUACCGCUAUCGCUCCGGGGAUCUUUUCAACUGUGGGAGCCUCACCAUCCGGGCACCGUGGGGCUGUGUUGGCCACGGCGCUCUCUAUCAUUCUCAGAGUCCUGAAGCCUUUUUUGCGCAUUGCCCAGGAAUCAAGGUACCCUUGUUUAUGUCCGUGAUUUGUUCUGCCUCUGGACUCUCUACUUUGGUGAUUCUCUUAAUGUUAACUCAUCUCAUAAUCUAA
Nannospalax galili (Upper Galilee mountains blind mole rat) is the source of this 403-nucleotide messenger RNA. Its product is annotated as 2-oxoisovalerate dehydrogenase subunit beta, mitochondrial-like. The annotation marks the transcript as partial. The record is from RefSeq and is a predicted model, not a curated record. Gene Ontology annotation, biological process: branched-chain amino acid catabolic process; response to nutrient. Lineage: Eukaryota; Metazoa; Chordata; Mammalia; Rodentia; Spalacidae. The transcript is spliced from 2 exons.